AUGGCAGGGCCGACCGCUGUCGCAAAUAACGCAGGCCCAGCUGCAAUCCCGCCCGUCAUGCAAGCUGCAGCAGAUGCUCGCGCCACUGGUGCUAAGCAACGAACAUCAAGAACAUCCAUUCCCACCCAAUCUGGAAAAUGGAUUCUAGGCAAGACUAUUGGCGCUGGUAGUAUGGGCAAGGUAAAACUUGCUCGCAAAGAAGACGGCACAGAACAGGUCGCUUGCAAGAUCAUUCCGCGAGGCUCUACCGAAGAUGGGCAUCACAGUCGAGCCGACAAAGAGCGGGCUGAUCAAUCGAAGGAAAUUCGAACCGCACGCGAAGCUGCAAUCGUUACCCUGCUACAUCACCCCCACAUCUGCGGCAUGCGAGAUGUAGUUCGUACCAACUAUCAUUGGUAUAUGCUCUUCGAAUAUGUCAAUGGUGGCCAGAUGCUUGAUUAUAUUAUCUCCCAUGGAAAAUUAAAGGAGAAGCAAGCGAGGAAGUUUAGCAGACAGAUCGCAAGCGCUCUUGACUAUUGCCAUCGGAAUAGCAUAGUGCACCGCGACUUGAAGAUCGAAAACAUUCUGAUCAGUAAGACUGGAGACAUCAAGAUUAUCGACUUCGGUCUGAGCAAUCUUUUUGCUCCCCGAGGUCACCUGAAGACGUUCUGCGGUUCUCUCUAUUUCGCAGCACCUGAACUCCUGCAGGCACGAGCUUAUACUGGUCCUGAGGUUGACGUAUGGAGCUUUGGUAUCGUUCUAUACGUGCUAGUUUGCGGCAAGGUCCCCUUCGAUGACCAGAGCAUGCCCGCUCUGCAUGCUAAGAUUAAGAAAGGACUUGUGGAUUACCCUAGUUGGUUAUCUAACGAGUGCCGACAUCUUCUAUCCCGCAUGCUUGUCACCGAUCCAAGACAACGUGCUACGAUGCACGAAGUCAUGAGUCAUCCGUGGAUGAUAAAGGGAUAUGGUACGGCGCCCGAGAACUACCUACCCACUCGCGAACCCUUAGCACUACCUCUAGAAACUGAAGUCAUCAACGCUAUGACUGGUUUUAACUUUGGCCCCCCCGAGGUAAUCAGGGCUCAACUUACUAAGGUCAUCGAAUCCGACGAUUACAAACGCGCUGUAACACUGUUACAAAAAGAGAAAGAAGUGCCACCCGUCCCCAAAGAUGUGGAAAAGAAGAGAGGGUUUGGAUUUGACUUCUACAAGAGACGCAAUUCUGGAAGUAGUCGUGAUAACUUGUCGACUCCAAGCACAGAUGCUCUUCAGAUUGGCGUCGAUCCGCUCAACGCCUUUAGCCCUCUGGUCUCCAUCUACUAUCUUGUGAAGGAGAAGCAAGACCGUGACAAGGUAGACAUGGUGCCGAAGUCGCAUACACCGAAGAACGUUGCCGACUCUCCAAUACCAGAGAUCGCACCUCCUCCCGAGGCGCAUACAAAUACUGCAGCUUAUGAGAUGGCUGGAGAGAAGGCGACUGGAGGACGGUCAAGGCCUCGUGCUAGAACCCAUGGAGAAGAUGAUGCACCAGAGGAUAUCAAGAAGGCCAAUGCAACGCUCAACGUCCCCCCUCCCCCAGAAACGCCCGUUGAUCUACCGCUUAAGAGGGAAAGCACUGCUGCAGGUAUCCUUAGGCGAUUCAGCACCAGGCGUCGAAAGGAACCAGAGAGGCUCGAUAAGGAUCGCUCUCACCCGCCCGUUGUCCACGUCCAUUCUCCCGCCGACCCCCCGACGACGCCACGUAAGAGCUUUAGUAUACGGAGAUCAAGGCGUGAGCGAGAUGAUGACAAUACUCCGGGAAGGUUACGUUCCGGGAGCAGUCAGCCGCAGCAUCGGGAUCUACUUAGCCCGCCGCUAUCUGCCGGUGGCAACUUGUCUGGAAGCAAUAAGGGCUUAGGGCGCUCGACCAGUGUGAGUUCGGCUGAAUUUCGCAGGCGACCUUUCGGAUCUGCCAACCGGAUCCCUAAAGAACCGCCGCCAACUAGCGGCUCUGAUCAGUCGGCAGCUACCGACAAAGUACCUCCGGAGCCUAAGAGCGCGUUGAAUCCCCGUGCUACUUCCAUGAGAGCAAGACCGCUUGGCCACGCUCGUAGAGAGAGCAUCCAGGCACGAAGGCUCCGUAGAGAAGGGGCCCGAGCUGCCGAUGUCCCCGAAGAGACAGACCAGGAAGUUGGCGAGGCCAGUGGAAACUCGGCAGAGCGCUUGGAUGAUUCAGAGUUAGCUAAGCCGGUCUUCUUAAAGGGCUUGUUUAGUGUUUCCACCACCUCGACAAAGUCAGUACCUGCUAUUCGUGCGGACGUUAAGAGGGUGUUGACGGAGCUUGGCGUCGACUACACAGAGAUCCGUGGGGGCUUCUCCUGCCGCCACAUGCCUAGCAUUGACCUCAAAAAGGCUGCCGAGGCGGCGGGCAGCCCUGUCCCGACUCCAGGCCAUCGACGUAGGUUUAGUUUUGGCAUUAGAACGGAACGAGAUCGUGAUGAGAUCCGGGAUAUGUAUCGAGCCCCCCCAACACCACGAACACCCGGAAGACACGCUGACCGAAGCGACUCGGCAUCAGAGCUGUCUGACCCGGAGAGCAUUCAGCGGGACGCAACCAGUUCGUCCAGGCGAGUACCGGGUGAGACGACUACCCAUGUCCAGAGCGACUUGGGCAGCAACAUGAUCUUGGAAUUUGAGAUAUUUAUCGUCAAGGUUCCGCUUCUCUCGCUGCACGGAAUUCAGUUCAAGCGUAUGCAGGGAAACACAUGGCAGUUCAAGAACAGGGCGGAUCAAAUUCUGAAGGAGCUGCGGCUAUGA
This is a messenger RNA of Annulohypoxylon maeteangense, 2775 nucleotides long. Its product is annotated as Pkinase-domain-containing protein. Bases 1 to 2775 code for a protein of 924 amino acids. Gene Ontology annotation, biological process: protein phosphorylation; intracellular signal transduction; microtubule cytoskeleton organization. Gene Ontology annotation, cellular component: cytoplasm. The transcript has 3 exons. The record is from RefSeq and is a predicted model, not a curated record. Gene Ontology annotation, molecular function: ATP binding; protein serine/threonine kinase activity; tau-protein kinase activity. Lineage: Eukaryota; Fungi; Ascomycota; Sordariomycetes; Xylariales; Hypoxylaceae.